This is a messenger RNA of Cylicocyclus nassatus, 309 nucleotides long. Lineage: Eukaryota; Metazoa; Nematoda; Chromadorea; Rhabditida; Strongylidae. The record is from the annotation of a GenBank genome assembly.
AUGUUCAUCCUCGUCGACGCUUUGUAUGAUCUUUGUUCUCAGCCUUGCAGCACAAUUGUGCUAGAAGAAGAUGCUUGUCUACUGCUGAACUUAAUAAAAGUAUUGCGACUGCGUAUUGCAAAUCUCAGGCCUUAUUUAGGAGCCGACAUUCGCCAAUAUGAAUUCGAUGCAGCACGCCUGAUGCUCAUGCCGCCCGAGAAAAAAAGAGUAAUAACGACGCAAGAAGGGACACAAUCGAGAAAACGGAAGUCCGGGACUUGCCUGAGAAAGAUUGAUUCCUUUUUUGUGGUUUUGCUCACAGAUGUAUGA